AUGUAAUAGCUUCUCUCUCUUAUUGCGUAAUUAUAAAACUCAGGAAGAUAUCUAAGUAACAAAGGUAGAAAUAAUGCCAUACUUACUAAGCUACAACUAGUUAUAAACUUUUAUUUCAAUGGGAGAUGCAAGAAGUCAUAUAAAUUAUCAAGAGCUGUUUAUGAAAAAUAGAUGAUCAGAAAAGCAAAAAUAAAUAUCAUAUUCAAAUAUCUAAAGACUAUUGUUGGUUUCAUUUGCCCAUAAGAGCACAUAUUUUUAUAAAAAGAAUUGCAAGAUAAUGAACAGAAAAAUGUGUUUAACAAGUUUACAUCUUCAUUAUCCUUAAUAUAUCUUAUACUGUAGAAUAUAGAAAUCAAGUUAGUAGAUAAAAUAAAUAAAAAGUAUAUCAAUCCAAGAUUAUAUUUAUUAUCUUCACCUACCAUCUAAGUUGAAAUUACACCAAUUCCUAAAUAGUAGGCAAAGAUAACUAUAUUUGCAUCUACAAAUUCUAGAAAAGACAUCCAUUAAUACUUAAUUGUGUGA
Tetrahymena thermophila SB210 is the source of this 522-nucleotide messenger RNA. RefSeq lists its product as hypothetical. The transcript has a single exon. NCBI's taxonomy places the organism in Eukaryota, Ciliophora, Oligohymenophorea, Hymenostomatida, Tetrahymenidae. The record is from RefSeq and is a predicted model, not a curated record.